This is a messenger RNA of Pogonomyrmex barbatus (red harvester ant), 2227 nucleotides long. RefSeq names its product NADP-dependent malic enzyme (gene Men). Gene Ontology annotation, cellular component: mitochondrion. The record is from RefSeq and is a predicted model, not a curated record. Gene Ontology annotation, molecular function: malate dehydrogenase (decarboxylating) (NADP+) activity; NAD binding. Lineage: Eukaryota; Metazoa; Arthropoda; Insecta; Hymenoptera; Formicidae. Gene Ontology annotation, biological process: malate metabolic process; pyruvate metabolic process.
GAAGCUGCGGGCGGCCCGGGCGCGUAUUUUCUUCCUCGAGAGAAAAAUCUCAAUUCCUUCGUACCGGGUAGAUUUUGAUACACCGCGGCAAUACACGGAAUACCAUUACCUUCCACGCUGCGCCAGUUAGCGCGAGAGUUAUGAAACUGUUCGCGAUAGACCAGAUCCGGACAGACCUCAACUAACGAGUCAACUAAUCGCUUAAGCGUCACCGUCGAUUCGCCAACGAUGGGCAACGGCAGCUCCAAAGACUAUAAUGCGCAACGAGAUAGCAGGAUGACCCAGAGUAGUAACCAACCCGACAAGAACAAUCCUACCAUGAGCUUGGAACGCGAUCAGCUGGGCCAGCGAGGAAGCGGCGACGUGAAAUGCGCUGGUCUUCUGCGUGGCCUCGAUCAUCUCUGGAACCCGCAGUUGAACAAGGGUAUGGCGUUCACCCUCGAGGAGAGGCAGGUGCUGGGUAUACAUGGUCUCCUACCGGCGGCCGUGAAAACCCAAGAGGAGCAGUUAGAGCUCUGCCAUCUCAAUCUGGAACGCUACACGGACGAUCUCUCGAAAUACAUAUAUCUCAUAGGCCUAAUGGACAGAAACGAGAAGCUCUUCUACCGUUUAUUAGCAGAAAAUGUAAGUAAAAUGAUGCCGCUGGUGUACACGCCGAUCGUGGGUCUGGCGUGUCAGAAAUUCGGCCUGGUUUACCGCAGGCCGCGCGGCCUCUUCAUAAGUAUCCACGAUAAAGGGCACAUCUACGACGUAUUGAAAAACUGGCCCGAGCACGACGUACGGGCGAUCGUCGUCACGGACGGCGAGAGAAUAUUGGGAUUGGGUGACCUGGGUGCUCACGGUAUGGGUAUUCCCAUAGGCAAGCUGACAUUGUACACCGCAUUAGCCGGCAUCAAGCCCCACUAUUGUUUGCCGAUCACUCUGGACGUCGGUACCAAUACUCAGUCUCUGUUGGACGAUCCUUUGUACAUUGGUCACAGACAAAAACGCACCACCGGGAAAAAGUACGAUGACUUCCUGGAAGAGUUCAUGAACGCCGUUGUAAAGCGAUACGGCCCGAACACAUUGAUCCAGUUCGAGGAUUUUGGAAAUAUCAAUGCGUUCAGAUUGCUUGACAAAUAUCGCAACGAUUACUGCACCUUUAAUGAUGAUAUUCAGGGCACCGCCUCCGUUGCCCUUGCCGGCUUAAUAGCAUCCCUUCGCGUUACGCAUAAGAAGCUCUCGGAAAACACGAUCGUGUUUCUGGGCGCCGGAGAGGCGUCAUUAGGUAUCGCUAUGUUAUGCGUGAUGACAAUGCAGAGGGAAGGAAUAUCCGAGGAAGAAGCUAAGAGCAAAAUCUGGAUGGUAGAUUCGAAAGGAUUGCUAGUGAAGGAUCGUCCGAAAGGCGGCAUAACGCCGCAUAAAUUGCCUUUCGCUCGCGAGGGCGCGCCGAUGGAUAGUUUUUUGGAAGUCGUGAAGCUCGCUAAACCAUCGGUUAUCAUCGGCGCAGCUGCCGUCCCGGGUGCCUUCACGACGGAGAUACUGAAGGAAAUGGCGCGGAACAACAAAAUUCCCGUUAUUUUUGCUCUGAGCAACCCAACGAGCAAGGCAGAGUGUACCGCUGAACAAGCGUACAUUGCUACAGAAGGAAGAUGCUUAUUUGCAAGUGGCUCGCCUUUCCCACCGGUGACGUACAACAAUAAAACUUACUAUACUGGUCAAGGCAAUAACAGUUACAUCUUCCCUGGAGUCGCGUUAGCCAUAAUUUGUGCCGGUAUACGCACGAUUCCCGAGGAGAUUUUUCUUCUUGCUGCAACGACUCUUUCCGAUUUGGUAACACAAGUCGAUUUGCGUAGGGGAACUCUCUAUCCGCCGUUGGCCGACAUACAGAAGUGCUCGCUGCAUAUAGCAUGUACGGUAAUGGAAUAUGCUUACCAGAAUUGUCUAGCGACCGUCUUUCCAGAACCUACAGAUUACGAGAGUUUUAUCAAGGCGCAACUAUACGAUACAAGCUACAAAUCGUCGAUACCUCCAAUUUAUUCAUGGCCGACUUUAUAAUAUUUUAAUUUAACGAUAAUUUCGUGUUUGGAACGUGUUUCAAAUUACGAAAGAGGAACAUACGCAAAUAUUUGAGGGGAUUCUUUAAAAGACGAGUUCCUCUCACUUUUCUGAAGCUUGUUGAUCGGGCUUGUUUUAUUUUAAGUACCAUAUAAAUGUGCAAAUGUGACCAACAUGUAGAAAAAAAAAA